AUGCCUGGUUGUGCUGCAGUAGGCUGCCAUAACAGGCCUGAGAAAGGAUUUAUUAUGAAAUGCUUCCCAAAAAAUGAAAAACAACGGGCGAUUUGGACUUCUAAAGUUAAACGACUUAACUGGGUACCUACAAACACAAGCUUUUUAUGUGAAGUACACUUUGAUGCUGAUCAAUGGGAAAAAACCAGAAAUGAUGGAUCAAGAAAACUCAAACAUAAUGCAAUUCCUACUGUCUUUAAACAUGUUAGAGCAAAACAUAAGCGAAAAAAUCCACUCGAGCGUUUUCCAAUACCAAAAAAAAAAGAAAAUAAGUUGUAUAGAAAGAGGAGAAGUUGUGGACUGAAUUUACUUAUACAAGAUUUAAAUGCGAAAUUGGAGAGAUUAGAACAAAAAAGUCAUUAA
Hydra vulgaris (swiftwater hydra) is the source of this 402-nucleotide messenger RNA. RefSeq names its product peroxynitrite isomerase THAP4-like. Lineage: Eukaryota; Metazoa; Cnidaria; Hydrozoa; Anthoathecata; Hydridae. The record is from RefSeq and is a predicted model, not a curated record.